Messenger RNA from Nasonia vitripennis (jewel wasp), 2399 nucleotides. RefSeq names its product chitinase-like protein Idgf4 (gene Idgf4). The transcript has 6 exons. Gene Ontology annotation, molecular function: chitin binding. NCBI's taxonomy places the organism in Eukaryota, Metazoa, Arthropoda, Insecta, Hymenoptera, Pteromalidae. Gene Ontology annotation, cellular component: extracellular region. Gene Ontology annotation, biological process: carbohydrate metabolic process; chitin catabolic process. The record is from RefSeq and is a predicted model, not a curated record. Bases 877 to 2190 code for a protein of 437 amino acids.
CGUCAUAAAUAUAUAUUUCAACAGAAACCUUAUUUACUUCGGAAAAUUUCCACUAUUUGUAUACAUUUUAUUAUUAAGUAGCACUUCUAGUUAGAAGUGCAUCGAGUAUGUGAGUCAUUGAAAAGAUAACUUUUACUUAUACAUCGUAGUUUUAUCUUUGUUUUCAAAAGUAUAUAUAGGAAUAUAAGUAUGUAUCGUUGUUAAUUGAUCAGUAUUUUACCUACCCCUAAAUUAUGAAAGAAAUAAGUUACAAAUUAACUUGAGUAUAUAAUAUAUGUACAAAAGAAUCACUUUAAAACAUUCAUGUUUAAUAAACUUUUCCUUGUUGUAGUGUGCGAUAUCUAAUAAUGGCACAGACCUGAUCAGUUUUAUUUUUGUAUUUUAUUGCAUAUGUAGUUCCUAAAAUUAUCCAAAUAAUCUAGUCACAUAAUAAUUGAAACAUGAUUAUUUUUGUAUUUACAUAGCAUUCCUUAAUAUCCCUUUGCUAUAAUUUAAAGCACAUCGUAUUCAUAGCGGUGUAUGAACAAAUGUUUAUCUUCUAACAGAAUAGCCGAGUGAUAUAACGUUCUAAACAAGGCUAUAAUAAUUCAAAAUGAAAUAAAAUCCUAGUCGUUUGUCAAAAUCUACAUAUGAAAUAAGCUUAAUAACAGUAGUCGCUCGUGCGAGAAAGAGUAAACUAUGGCGGCGGCGGCGGUAGGAAAAAAAGAGAAGGAAAAAGAACCAAAGCCAGAGAGCUGACGUAAGUAUUGUAAAGUCCCAACAACAGCACCCCACUCAUAUCGGAGCGGCGUAACGACGACACAUAUCAAAGCGUCCGAGUGCGAGAUCGCCGGUUCAGACAGUCCGGCACUUUCGGCUGAAGAGAAGGCUGUUAAGAUGAAGCUGCUAAUUUCGACGGCAGUAGCCGUUGUGCUACUUGUUUGCGUCAACUCUGCUUUUGGUGUAGAUCCACAUGAGCAUAGUAAAGUAGUUUGCUACUGGAACGCUACGUCCUUUGAACGUGCUGGCCCCGGCAAGUUCCAAGUGGACGACCUUCGACCAGCUCUCUCGCUGUGUACGCACCUGAUCUAUGGAUUUGCCGGCAUCAACGCUGCCAAUUUCGAGGUCGUGCCGCUAAACCCAAAUCUUGACACCGGUGCCGGCUAUGGUUUCUAUCGUCUAGUCACCCAGCUGAAACGUCAGUUCCCUGAACUCAAGGUUUACCUCAGCAUUGGUGGUAACGCUGAUCCCUAUGAGGAAACUCACAAGUACCUAACAGUUACUGAAACAUCCGAGGCAAGGAACAAGUUCGUCCGCUCGGUGGACCGCCUUCUUCAAGACUACGACUUCGACGGUGUCGAUCUUGCCUGGCAGUUCCCUCCAGUGAAAGUAAAGAAGAACCGUGGCACCUUUGGCUCCCUCUGGCACGGAAUCAAGAAGACCUUCGGCUAUGGAAAAUUCAAGGAUGAGAAGGAACAGGAGCACCGUGACGGAUUCACCAUCAUGGUCCGCGACCUUAAGACUCAGCUCAGAGCCAAGAACAAGGCCCUCACUCUCACCGUCCUACCCCAUAUUAACUCUAGCAUCUACUACGACGCUAGACUGUUGACGCCAAAUCUAGAGGCAAUUCACGUAUUUGCCUUUGACCAAAGCAACCCUGAGCGUACUCCGAAGAAGGCUGACUACCCUGCACCAAUCUAUGAAAGUUAUGGACGCGAAGACACCGACAACGUCGACUCGCAGACCAGGUAUUGGCUCGAGAACGGCACUCCAGGUGGCAAGAUUGUCGUCGGAAUCCCUGCCUUCGCUCGCACCUGGAAGCUGACGGCCGACAGCGAAGCUGCUGGAGUUCCUCCGGUAACUGCCGAUGGUCCCGGAGCCGAGGGCCCACACACCGGCAUCGCUGGACUUCUGUCCUACGCCGAAGUUUGCUCGCGUCUGACCGAGCACGCGGUUGGCCGAUUGAGGCGCGUGAACGACCCAUCGAAGAAAUACGGUGCCUACGCCUACCAGCCGUACAACUCCGGCACCGGCACCGACGGCAUUUGGGUAGGAUUUGAAGACCCCGAGACCGCCGGCAACAAAGCCCUCUAUGCCAAGGCCAAGGGUCUCGGUGGUGUUGCCAUUUACGAUCUGUCCCUCGACGACUUCCGCGGCGUCUGCAACGGAGACAAGUUCCCUAUUGUCAAGGGAGCCAAAUUCAAGUUGUAAAUUAUGAAAAGAUGAAGACCCAUCUCGCUUAACGCACUUAUAUUGUUACAGUUCUGAGAUUGUUUUUAACUUUUACGUCUUUAUUUUUUUGACUCAUAAGUGUAUGUCGAAAGCUUGCUUGUCUUUUUUAAAUAAUAAUAUUUGUUCAUAUCUGCGAGUCGAGUGUACAAGUAGAUUUCAUUGUAAAUAAAAGAACUAUUUGAUACAUA